AUGGUGAGUCUUGGUGAGGUUUCCAUGACAGCGUUCAGUGGGGUGAGCACAGUGAAGGAGGAGAUCCAGUCCCAGAGUGACGACAGGCAGGAGGGCAGACAGGUGAAAGAGGUGAGUAUGCAAGUUCUUGGUUGGAUCUCUGUCUUAGCCUUCGAGUUUCACUCUGUGGAGGUUCAGCCUGAUGAAGAAGUCACACUGCAGUGCUCCAACCUUAGCAGACUUUAUGUUCACUUAUCCUGGUUCAGAAGUACCAACAGACCCAACGCUAGCAGGAUCUCAUCUAUGGACAGCCCUGAUAAAAAUGCAUCUUUCAAUGAAGGGUUUCAAAAUGGCAAAUUCAACAUGACAUCCAACACCUCUGUGCUAUUUCUUCAGAUCAAACAAGUUGAUUCAUCUGACUCUGGGCUGUAUUUCUGUGGCGAACUCAAGAAUGAAAAGUUCAUAGUUUAUGGUGCAACAAAUUUAAAGGUUCAAGAAGGUAGAUCACAAAAUCCAUCCACUAUGAUCCUGGGUAGUUUAACUGUUUUCCUUCUACUGGUCAUCAUCGGUCUGGUUGUCAAGAUCAGGAAACUUCAAACAGCUGAAGAUGAUGGACAGAAUCCACAACGCAGUGAGAAUGUGGACUCUGAUGCUAUGAACUAUGCAGCACUAAGUUUCCCUCACAGAGCAAAAAUCAGAAGGCCUGUACCACAGAGAGAGCUGGAGCCAAAUGUUGUGUACGCUGCUACCAGAUAG
Molecule: messenger RNA, 735 nt
Organism: Pelmatolapia mariae (spotted tilapia)
Lineage: Eukaryota; Metazoa; Chordata; Actinopteri; Cichliformes; Cichlidae
Exons: 5
Coding region: 1-735 (244 amino acids)
Biological process (GO): response to bacterium
Source: RefSeq, a predicted model, not a curated record